This is a messenger RNA of Galendromus occidentalis (western predatory mite), 2479 nucleotides long. RefSeq lists its product as uncharacterized. The record is from RefSeq and is a predicted model, not a curated record. Bases 122 to 2371 code for a protein of 749 amino acids. The transcript is spliced from 7 exons. Lineage: Eukaryota; Metazoa; Arthropoda; Arachnida; Mesostigmata; Phytoseiidae.
GCAGAUGCGCGGGAACCGAUGGCGAUACUCAGACGUUCUAAACUUCAUCACUGGAAUCCGCGGCUGUCGGUGAUCGACGCGAGGUCUUCGAGAGAAACCCGAGAAAUUUGUGCUGGUCGUCAUGGAGAAAUCCAGCUGCUUUGGAACGUCAGCGCUGGUCGACGAAAUCAUCAGCGAUGCUCUUCAGAAAAUGGAAUCGGGUGAUCUUCUCCCAGCGUCCGAAGCCUCCUCUCUGUCAAUUCUGCACGGCGGAAACCCAGUCGCGCGGUCAACCUCGAUCACGAAUAUCCCGGGUCUGCGGGGCUUCAGAUCCUUCACCGACGAUGUGAUAAAAUCCUUUAUGGAUAGAGACAGUCGUUUCGGUGCGAUGACGAACGAGAGUGCCUCGGAUGAGAACUCGGGUUCAAACCCUUUCGAAGGCUUCUCCGGGACCCAGCAGUUCGAAUCGUCCGGGGAGUUCGUAUCCAGCGAGAAACUAUUGAAUGAGUUCGAGGAGGAUGAGAAACGAUGUCGCGAGGAGAACCUAUUCCGCGAGAAUCGACCGGUUCCCGUGGAAUGCGCCUCAAUUUCGGAGUCCCCGGAAAAGCUGGCGAAAAAACAGGUUGCCCCACCAGAAUGGACAGAGAACUCACCGCAACUGGAUUCUUUCUCCUACUUCUGCAACCAGCAAAGAGCAUCGACUUACGGCGCAGAUAUUUCCUUCCCGAACUCUGAGAAGACUCUCCAUCUGUCUCAAUCGAACACUCAGGAGAAAUCGGGAAAUAAAGAGGCGACAUCGAACUACAAUCCGGGUCUCCCGUACCGUUUGGGAAUCGUCCUGCCGGGGGUUUCGACUACCUUCGAUCUGCUCCCUCUGGCAGCUUGCUCGAGGUCGGUGGUCCUGGCGAAAAGCUCGCUGAACGGAAAACAGCUCCCCUUGUGCCAAACCAAACAGACGAGCCAGCAUCUGAGUCUUGUGAUAAGUCCACCGCCAGAAGCCGUGGGAGAGAUACUGAUCACGUUGGAACUUUCACCGAGCAUUUCCCUCGCUCUGUCGGCGUUCUGCAUGUCACCAGCGUUCAGCUUACCAUCACGGAUUUGUGUGCCCCCAGGGAGUGGGAGCUUCGUGCCUUUGAAGAUCGCCUCACCCUUCCCCACCACGCUGAGGCUCGGUGUACGGUCGGCAUUGGUGAAGACGAGAGAGAUUCUACUCACACCUGAGACGGAUACGGUUUACCUCGAGCUCUACGGUCUGACCGCGGAGAGCGCCCUCGAUGUCACACUCCUCUUCCGCGACCAGGAGUUCGUGUCAGUCAGCAGCGUUCUCGAAGUCCGCAAGCUGAGAAUUUCGUUCCAGUGUCGAACUGAGGGUUCGAGCUCAUCGCUGGUUCUAACGAACUCGGAAAACUUCCCCGUCGAAGUGAAGUUGAGAGAUAACUCCGGAUGCCUGAGCUACUCGAGCUCUGUACCUCUCUUGGAGGGACAAAUGAUCAUCAAGUCCAUGAAGAGCUUCAUCAUGCCACCCGGACAACCAGAGCGCCUUGUGACCUUCCGUCUGGAUUUGGUGUCACCGAUUCGAGCUCCCUUGUCCGGUGAAUGCUCGGUACGAUUCCCGUCCACUCUGGCAGAUCUGCGGCCGAACCUCCCGCGAUUCUCAUGGCUCCUGGAUGAUGAAGUCGAAUUCUCGAUGGUCGACCAUCAGACCAACAAACCUCAAGCCUGGAAAGACCGAGUGGUCAUCUCACCGUGCCCGAUGCUCGAAAAAUACAUAAAGAUCGUGGAAGAGCCAGGGAAUCCAACCAAGAUCAUCUUGAGGAUAAGCAGGCCUUCCCAGCUGGUCUUCGGACGUUUGAAAUUCUAUCGACGAGGAGCUGAUGGGAAACCCGUGGGUGUACCGUACGGAUUCAGAUAUCCCUUCCUCGUGCCGCAGAAACCCCAGCUGCGUUGGCAUACCGUCGCGGAGAACAUGGCGGCUAACGUCUACCAGAUACCGAUGGACGGAAAGCUGCGCGUUUCGAACCUCAUAUCCGAUGACAUAUUCAUCGUCACGCCUAGCCAAGGCUUCGUGCUGUCGGGCAAAAAAUCGAUUGAGCUGAACAUUCGCCAACCUUGCAAAAUUUACUACGGCUUGGAGGCGUGGCGACAAAUUGUCAAAACCAGAGUGAGCAAACAUUUGGACCAGAUUAGGGAAGCGCCGCUCACGGAUCUCGAUCCAUCCACCAUGCUUUGUGAUUUCUCGCAGGAGAGCAACAAGUCUCCGGAUAAGAGAUGUCUAGACGUGAUCCCGAGUGAUCCUCAAUCGUCUGUGCGGCUCUACCAACUCUUCGAAGGGACCUUGGACGUCGUAACGCUUCAACACCACACAGAGAACGGCACCUUCUUCGUUCGAUAAACGGAGAAUCAUUUGGAGAAUAUUGAUUUUCAGACCAGAAAAUGACAUGACCGUGGUGAUAUUCCAUGAUUUAUUAUUAUCUCGCUCAAUACGAUACGAAAUACUGAC